GUCGGAACGAAACCGGGCGUGAAGACACGGGCUCUAGAGAGGUGAAAGUGGAGCAGUGAGGACUUGGGCUCCUAAGAGGCAGAAGCGGGACGGCGAAGACCCAGGCUCCUAAGGCUUCAGAAACAGAGCAACGAAGACUUAGGUUCCUGAAGGGCAGAAGCAGGCAGAGAAGACUUGAGUUUGGGAGAGAACAGAAGACUGGGGCUUCUAUGGGGACGGGAUCGGGCUUAGAGACUCCCGAGUUCCUGAGGAAACGGGCUGUGAGGACACGGCUCCUAAAACACGGAAAAUUUGAUUGGCCUUGGUCCUUACAGCCCCAAAAAGAAACAGGAUCUUGAUAAGCUCUAUGAGCUGAAAUCCAAAGCUCGGCAGAUUAUGAACCAGUUUGGCCCCUCAGCACUAAUCAACCUCUCCAAUUUCUCAUCUAUAAAACCGGAACCAGCCAGUACCCCUCCACAAGGCUCCAUGGCCAAUAGCACUACAGUGGUAAAAAUUCCAGGCACUCCUGGGACAGGAGGUCGUCUUAGCCCUGAAAACAAUCAGGUAUUGACCAAGAAGAAACUACAAGACUUAGUAAGAGAAGUGGAUCCAAAUGAGCAGUUGGAUGAAGAUGUAGAGGAGAUGCUGCUGCAGAUUGCUGAUGAUUUUAUUGAGAGUGUGGUGACAGCAGCCUGCCAGCUUGCUCGGCAUCGCAAGUCCAGCACUCUGGAGGUGAAAGAUGUCCAGCUGCAUCUAGAACGCCAGUGGAACAUGUGGAUCCCAGGAUUUGGCUCUGAAGAAAUACGACCCUACAAAAAAGCUUGCACCACAGAAGCUCAUAAACAGAGAAUGGCAUUGAUCCGGAAAACAACCAAGAAAUAACACAUGGAAAGGUCAGGGAAUGGACAACAAUGUAUUUGGAGAUACUUGAGCUGAGAUUUCAGCCAUCUCAUCCUUGGAAUUUUUUUUUUAAAUGCUUUACAGAGAAGCAUAUAUUUUUUAUUAACAGUGCAGCAAUAUCUAUAAUGACUGAGAGGAUCUGCCAAAAGAAUAAAGCCUCCUACCCUUACUUCCGAUCCCUUUUCCCUGCCAUCUCAAAGAGGAGCAGUGUAUCUUCCAGAGAAGAUUUUAUUUGUGGUUUAUUAUAUAAGUGAUUGAAUAUGGGACAAAGCAUUAUGGUCUUGUUGGGUGAGACAGUAUUAGCAGGAUUUGUAGAGAGUUUUGUUUCCUCCUCCCUUCCCCCUUUCCCUGUACUUUGUAAUGUCAGUGUUUAUAUGAAUAUGAAUUUGAUUUGCUUUUCCAGAAUAAAGAAGUUAUUAAUCGAAAGCCACAAGGUGUGUGGCUUACAAGCCUUUGAAAUGCCAGAGGAAGUCAGGGGGAAGAGCAGGACUGGACCAGGCUCUCGACAGCAGGGGGCAGCACUGGUGUCAGUUUCUGCACUGGAGAAACACUCAGGGAUUUUCCAUUGUUUUACUCCAAGGGAGGGUGGACACCAUCAGUAGGAGUUUGAAUUCACUUUCUCUUCCAUCAGGCGUGGUGAAUUCUAACAAGCCACACAAUAAAUAGGCAUCCUGGUUUUGGCGAUG
Sciurus carolinensis (gray squirrel) is the source of this 1565-nucleotide messenger RNA. It is a transcript of the gene Taf12, whose product is annotated as TATA-box binding protein associated factor 12. Gene Ontology annotation, biological process: DNA-templated transcription initiation; RNA polymerase II preinitiation complex assembly. The transcript is spliced from 6 exons. The record is from RefSeq and is a predicted model, not a curated record. Lineage: Eukaryota; Metazoa; Chordata; Mammalia; Rodentia; Sciuridae. Gene Ontology annotation, cellular component: transcription factor TFIID complex; SAGA complex; SLIK (SAGA-like) complex. Gene Ontology annotation, molecular function: protein heterodimerization activity; DNA binding; TBP-class protein binding. Bases 376 to 861 code for a protein of 161 amino acids.